Molecule: messenger RNA, 4611 nt
Organism: Acaromyces ingoldii
Lineage: Eukaryota; Fungi; Basidiomycota; Exobasidiomycetes; Exobasidiales; Cryptobasidiaceae
Exons: 3
Coding region: 192-4538 (1448 amino acids)
Biological process (GO): transmembrane transport
Cellular component (GO): membrane
Molecular function (GO): ATP binding; ABC-type transporter activity; ATP hydrolysis activity
Source: RefSeq, a predicted model, not a curated record
CCAACCCUAAAACUUUUUUUUCUCGCUUUUCAAAACGGGCUAAGGAGCAGCAGGCGGGAGAAGCUGAAGCUCGCGAUGCUUCGCAAGCGGUGUGGUGACGGCAGCCUUCCGCGUCAGAAGGGGCCGUCACCCUUUCCUCUCACCAACCACGACCCAAAGCCCUUUUGCGACAUCUUUUGCGAGAUCAGAAGAUGGCCCCGACAGCUGAUACGUCGGGUCGCUAUCCUCCUCGGCGAUGGUGGCGCAAGGUGCCGUUUGUGCGAACAAGGCCGCGGGAAGAUGCCGUCUGCCUGCCGGCGGAGAACAUUGGCGCGAACCCGGUCUUGCCGGAGAUGGGCGCCAAUCUCUUCUCGGUCAUCACGUUUGGCUGGCUUCAUCGCAUUCUCACCAUCGGCUACACCAGGCCGCUCGUGGCAGAAGAGUUGUAUUCCAUGCCCGACCACCGGCAGGCCAAGGUGUACGCGGCUCGGCUUGAGGAAGCUUGGGCCAGGCGGACCGAACGGUCAAAGCUGGCCAUGGAAAAAGAGCGAGAAAAAAGCAUCAAGACCGAGAAGUCACCGUCUUUCGCUACUCGUUCGCUUUGGAGGAUUCUUCGGCGAGACGUUGUCGCGGAGGAGAAGUUGUGGAAAAAAAGGCAGCAGGACAGACACAAGCCCAGCCUGACCCUUGCCCUCAAUGACGUCGUCCUCAUAUGGUUCUGGCUCGGAGGCCUCCUCAAGCUCUUUGGUGAUCUCGCCAUCAUCACCUCGCCUUUGCUCGUGCGAGCCGUCAUCGACACGCUCCAGUACACAGAGGGUCCCCGGGCCGAGUCCGAGCGCCGUCGCGGCUUCGGCCUGACCGUGGGCCUCUUUCUCCUCUUGGUCGUCUCUGUCGUUUGCAACGUCCACGGCUUCUAUCGCUCUUACACGACCGGUAUUGCUCUUCGUGGCGCUCUGAUCCACGUCAUCUACCGUCGAGCGACAAAGCUGUCGGAACGGGCGAGGAAGAAGGGUGGCCUCGGCUCAGGCAAGCUCAUGAGCUUAGUGUCGGCCGACGUCAGCCGUAUCGACUUUUGCUGUGGCUAUCUUCACAUGGGAUGGACAAGCUUGGUGCAAGUGGUCGUCUGCCUGGCGCUGAUGAUUUACUCGCUCUCGUAUAGCGCCCUGCCCGGCUUCGCGCUCGUUGCACUUCUCUACCCGACACAGAACCUGAUGGUCAAAAAGCUCUUCGCUCUCCGUCGCGCGAGCAUGCCGUUUACAGACGCUCGCAUCAAGGCCGUCGUCGAGGCUGUAGCCAGCAUUCGCCUUGUCAAGACGUACGCCUGGGAACCGGCGCUUCUGAAGCGAAUCCGUGGCAUGCGAAACGAUGAGAUGAGCUAUCUGCGCAAACGGCUGAUCCUUCGUUCCAUCAACACCGCCGUUUCCUUUACCGUGCCCACCUUGGCAGCCGUCGUGAGCUUUGUGUGUUACGCCGGUACAGGUCACUCACUCGACUCCGGCGUCAUCUUCUCUUCGCUCGCCUUCUUUCUUCUGCUGCGAACACCUCUGCAAAUGUUGCCCGUCGCCCUGAGUAGCUUGGCCGACGCUCGAGCCGCUAUCGAACGGCUUGAGCUCUUUAUGCAUGCGGAUAUGCGAGGCCCAGACCCUCCGAUCGACGAGGAGAUGAACGAGAUGAUUCGCGUGCGCAACGCUCAUUUCGAGCACCAUGACCAGGACGACGACGAAACGCCGUCAGACACGGGUGCAGACUCGGUCAACGAGAAGAAGGCGCAGUCUGAUGAAGAAAGGUCUCCGACUGGGCUCCACAUCGAUAAUCUCACCGUCCGUCGCGGAGACAUCGUCGUCAUUGUCGGACCGGUGGGCUCAGGCAAGUCUUCGCUCCUUCGUGCCCUCCUCGGUGACAUGCGAGCAGUCAAGAAAGACGACUUGCGGCUGGGCGCACCUGUGGCCUAUUGCCCUCAGACAGCGUGGCUCUUGAGCGCGACAGUGCGUGAAAACAUCAUUUUUGGCAAGCCGUACGAUGAGAGAAGGUACACAGACGUGAUCCGGCAAUGUUGCCUUGAGGCCGACUUGGCCACGCUCGUCGACGGUGACCAGACAGUCGUCGGUGAAAAGGGUAUCUCGCUCUCAGGUGGACAGAAGCAGCGAAUCUCACUCGCCCGCGCCGUUUACAGUGGGCAGGAUCGACCGCUGCGCCUGCUUGACGAUUGCUUCUCGGCCCUGGACGCUCAUAUUGGCGCUCGCGUUUUUGAUCACGUUGUCCUCGAGGAGAAGCGGCGACGAAGGGAGGCUAAGGGCAGCAGAAGCAGCACAACGACAGUUCUCGUCAGCCACUCGCUAGCGCUUGUUCCCCAUGCCGAUCACGUCGUUUACCUCGAGACUGGUACGAUUAGAGAGCAGGGUAGCUACGCUGAUCUUAUGGCACGCGACGGUGCCUUUGCCAAGCUCAUGCGCGCUGGUCUCAAGCAGCAGCAGCAACAGCAGCAGCAGCGAGACCAGCCUGGAGGCGAUGACAUAGAUAAGGAAGAGACAGUUGAAGGGAAGCUGGAGGACGUAAAGACCGUGGAGGAGAAGGAGGGAGACAAAGAAAAGGAAGAGAAGGAACAGGAGGAAAAGAAGAAGAAGGACGAGAAAGCACCACGAGAUAUCAUGCAGAAAGAAGAGCGCCUCGUCGGGUCCGUCACAUUCCGGACCUACCUUGACUACAUCUUCCUUGGCCAUGCACCGAUCACGGUGCCCCUCUUCGUCACCUCCAUCGUUUUCUACCAGGCUGCUACGAUCCUCAGCCCGCUCUGGCUGAGCUGGUGGGAGGCCAAGAGAUGGCCUUACCUCUCUCAGGGAGUUUAUAUGGGCGUGUACGCCGCUCUCGGUCUAGGCCAAUCGCUCGGACUAUUCUGCAUGAGCGCUUCGUUUGCCCUUUUCGCCUUCUACACAUCGACGCACCUUCAUAGCCGCGCAGCGAAACGCAUCUUGCAUGCUCCGUUGUCCUUCUUCGAUACAACGCCGCAAGGCCGAAUCGUACACCGCUUCUCACGCGACAUUGACGCAGUUGACAAUGUUGUGGGAGAAACGCUCCGCCUCUUCAUCAGCACCACCGUACAGGCGCUGGGCUCCGUCAUUCUCGUGGCCAUCAUUCUGCCCUGGUUUCUUGCGAUCGCCGCUGUCGUCGUCAUCCUCUACGUCUGGACCGGCAUAUUCUACCGUCCCAGUGCUAGGGAGCUCCGAAGGCUCAACAAUCUCCUCCGAUCACGCAUCUACGAGCAUUUCUCCGAGUCCAUUGCCGGCCUCACAACACUUCGUGCGUACGGCGCGAUGGCCAAUUUUGAAAAGGAGAAUGCCGAGCGCAUCGAUUCGGAGAACCGGGCAUACUGGCUUUCGAUUGCCUGCCAACGCUGGCUCAAUAUUCGUCUGGACUUGCUUGGAGCCCUUUUGGUCCUGGCCACUGGCCUGCUCGUCGUUGGGCUGCGCGGCUCCAUCACCCCAGCCGAUGGCGGAGUUGUGCUGUCUUACAUGGUGACCGUUCAAUCCGUCUUCGGACAGAUGAUUCGACAAUCUGCCGAGAUCGAGAACAACAUGAACUCCAUCGAGCGGCUUCUUCAUUACGCCAACAAGGUCGAACAGGAGGCCCCACACGAGAUCCCCCACAUCGAUGAGCGUCUCGAGAAGAGUGGCUGGCCGAGUGAGGGCAAAGUCGAGUUUGACAACAUUACAGCUUCUCAUAGGCCCGAGCUCGCACCAGCGCUUCGCGGCGUUUCGCUGGCCAUCUCUUCGGGCCAGAAGGUCGGUGUCGUUGGCAGGACCGGGGCUGGCAAGACGACUUUGCUUUCAUCGCUACUUCGUAUGAUGGAGGCUUCUUCCGGCCGUAUCACCAUCGACGGCGUGGACAUCCAUGACGUGGGCUUGGGGCUCUUGCGUCGUCGCAUCUCGGUCAUUUCGCAAGAUGCCGUCCUUUUUGCAGGCACGCUUAGGUACAAUCUCGAUCCGUUCGGCGAGCACGAUGACUUGGACCUCUGGAAUGCCCUCAAGCAGGCCCGUCUGGUGAAUGCCCAAGAAGAAGUUGCGUCAUCGUCGAGCUCUGUGGCAGCGGAAACGAUUGUCGAAGAAAAGGCUGCGGCGAAGGAAGCAGACAAGGAGCCUCAGAGGCUUCAGCUAGACAUGACCAUCGCAGAGGAAGGCUCAAAUCUUUCGCAAGGCCAGCGAGCCCUCGUCUCGAUAGCUCGAGCCCUGGUCAAGCAGUCCAAGAUUGUCAUCUUGGACGAGGCGACGGCAUCUGUGGAUAGCGCCACUGACGGCCGAAUCCAGACGAUGCUUCAGGAUGUCCUGAGGCCAUGCACAGUACUUACCGUUGCUCACCGACUUGACACUGUCGUCGGACCCUCGGAUGUCGUUUGUGUUAUGGACCAGGGGCAAGUGGCUGAGUGCGAUGAACCCACGAAGUUGUUUGCGAAGGAAGGAGGUCUUUUCAGGCAGCUCUGCGAGAGUGCUGGCAUAGACGAACACGACAUUGUCAGGGCUAGAGACGCUGUCCAGAGUCGGACAGCCACUUUUAACGAAGCAUGAAUCACCUUAGAUCUUCAAGCCCUAAUCGUCUUAUCAAUGCAUGCUCAAUCUAAUUGCCAUCUGUCGUUUCGUG